AUGUCGUUGUUGCAGGAUCAACUCAAGCGCCUUGGUACCGCCGAUCUACGCAAUGUGACCGAGAUCUCUCGACGACACAAGCCCUCGUUGUUGUUCAACUCUCGGGAAGCUGCCGAUUACGAUCUGGAGACGAUCUAUUCCAUCGCUCACAAUGGUAUUAUGGAGUUGACCAUUCUCGACGAAAAGUUUGGUCCAUUUGAGAAAACGCUCUUUUCAGAAAGCAUGAAGAGUGUCGAUCGCGUCCUUCAGACGGCCGAAGAAAAUGCCAAAUUGGAUGCCAGCAUUGCAGCCUUUUUGCAACAAUUGUCACCCUAUUUCUUGUUAAAGCCAGCAGCCAAAGCCAUGGAAUGGUUGAUUCGUCGCUUCCGUGUUCAAGAUUUCAACGUUGAAGCUGUCCUUGCAUGCAUUCUUCCAUAUCACGAGACCAAGCUCUUUGCUCAAAUGGUGUCCUUGUUGGAUAUCAAGGAAAACACGUCGUGGGCAUUCUUGUUACCUAUCAAGAAAAGUGGCACUCCUUUGGAACGUUCCUUGUUGGUGAAGCGCGUUGACAAGAAUCGCUUGGUUUUGGACUUUGUAUGCAACACCGUAUCCAAGACAACGGUGCCUUUCAAGACGCUUUACUCGUUUUAUGCAGCUACAAUUACUGAAUACAUCAACACCACGUAUCGUGUUGGCGAGAACAUCGUGACAGCCCUUCUUCCUCAUAUCUUUGAUGGUUUCCGUGCACACGACAUUCCAGAAUUCCAAAUCGCCAGCUAUAUGAUCAUCUCUCAACUUGCCGCACGGACCGCCUUUAGCAGCUCGUCCUUGGUUACCAUCACCAAAUCCAUCUUGAAGCAUCACAAUGAGGCAUGCUUUGCUUAUGCUUUGCUUACCAUUGUCCACCUUGCUCAAUCCCAAGAAACCUUUGGACGUCUCAGCGGCUCAUCCUAUAAGCGCCUCCUCGCUCAUCCUGAAUUUGUAAAGACACUUCAAGAUAUCGCUGUCAAGUACAAGACCGAUCGUUUCAUGGCUACCUUGUUGCCUGCACUUUGCAAGGUCGAUGCAUUCACCGAGGAUAAGGCUGCUUUGAUCAAUCAAUUGAUUCUCGAUGGCAUCUUAUCGGGAGACAAUGUCCGCUUGUUUGUCGAGUCGACGAUCGAUGUUUACAUGUCAUUGGAAGAAGAUGAAAAGAAGAACCAGUACAUUCAACAACUUCGUCCUUUGUUGGUCAAUGUCUCUCAACGCUACAUGGAAGAUCUCGACACCGUAUUGGAAACCAAGUUGAAGGACUCAGAUGGAAAGGGUGCACUCUAUGAGUUUGCCUCUGUCGGUUUCAAGGGUACAUCUCAUGAAGUGGUACAAGAAGCCAACACCACCUUGUAUCUUUGCCUUCACAGCCCUUCACCAUCAGCUCGUCUUUUGGCCGUGCAAAAGUUGAUCAGCAUUAUGAACGAUACCAACAGCCCCUUGGCAAAGUCAUCGGAUGUGAUUGAAUCUGCUUUGGCUGAAAGUCUUACGGAUUUCAAUGAUCUCUUGUUAUAUGCUGUCGCCGAAAUCCCCGAUCAGCUUAUGGAUUAUGUUCCCGCCGAGACCAUCAUUUCCAAGUUGUCCACCUUGUUGCAUGAGAGCAAUGCCAUGAAACGAUCGGAAGCUGUUGUCGUUCUCAAGUUCCUUUUGUGUGAUUUGGCCAAGCGAUAUGCAGUGGUGUGUACCGAUGUAGCACGCUUGUUGGCUCUCUUUGCUAUCACUGCCCCUGCAAAGUUGGUCAAGAGAUUGUUCAAGAGCAUUGAUGAUACGGUGAUCUUCUCGAGUCAAGUCUUGAAUGACAAGGUGCAACAUUUGAAGGAAGCUUUGAAAAUGCCAGCAAAGGAUAAGGAGACUCCAGUGGCCAAGACAUUCAUUCAACUCGAAGCCAACAAGAUCCCUGACAAUGAAUUAUCCAUUGCUUUCUGGACCGAACUCGCUAGCAGCAAGGAAAUCAUGGACAAGGUGGUUGCUAUGCUUGUGCUCACCCAAGCCAUCACGCUUCACCCUGAAGCUUCGACGUUCAUCAACCGUGCUUUGGAGACAGUGCUUGCUUCCCUUUCCAAACAAGAGUUGGCACCUAUUUACAACGUGGAUUAUGCUGACAACUUUGCAGCUGAAGACAAGUCCCUUUCCGAUAAUGCCCUUAUCAAUCUUCGCCAAGUUACAAGCGUCAAGGAUAAGAUGUUCAUCAACCUUGUACAGCACAUCUUCAUUACAACAGCAUCAUCCUUGAAACGACCUGCAGCUGCUAUCGAUUGGUUCCUUCUUGAUAAGAAAUCAUCCACCAAUGCAUAUGCAUCAGCCCUCACCCACCUCUUCCGCAUCUUCACCGGUGGAUCAUCUCUCGGUUGUUUCGAAAGUGUGGUUCCUGUAUUGAUCUCGCAACAUCUCAAGGAUGAUUUGGUUUCCUUUUUGAUUAGUGUGUGGAGCUCACCUGAUGAAAGCGAAUUGGUACGAGCUCGCGCAUUGCAAAUUGCCAAGUUGUAUAUUGCAUCUUAUGCUACCAAGAAUGCACCUGCCAUGGAUUUCCAACACAUUUUGCCUGGUCUUUUACCUGCCUUGUACGAUGAAUCAACACUUGUGCGUGUAGAAGCCAUUCAGACAUUGCUUGUGGUGCGUGCUGCUUAUGCACAUGCUGGAUUACCUACAGGCGAACGUCUUCGUGAAUCACAAAAGACCUCUGACUCUGGUGCUGCCAAGAAAUGUGCUAUCAUCAGUGCCAACACCGUCUACGCAGCGGAUGCCAUCAAGAUUGCCGAUAUCAAAUCCAAUGAUGCAGCCCACUUUGUUGAGUUUAUUGCUGGUCAUGCUCGUGAGAUGAAGGAGGAUCCCAACUACAUCUUCAUCCUUAUUCAAGACUUUAUUCGCUUGUCUGAAACCUCCAAGGACCGUCAAAUCACAGCACGUUCCAAGCACAUUUUGGAUCUUAUUCUUCACCAUAUCAAGGUUGUCAGCAGCGACAAUAUCCGUAUUCCUUUGUUGCAAUUGUUGGAUAAGGUUGAGACGUCUCGCAAAUUGGAGAACUUGUCACCUAUUCUCUCAUCGACCUUGGACAGCCCUCGCACCAAGGAAUCGACUCAAUUGGUGGAACUUCUUGUUCGAUGCUUCGUGCCAAGCAAUGCUUCUCACUUUGGUGCCAAGGCUGACAAGACUUUGGAUAUCUUUUUGCGUCUUCUUUCCAACUCGGAUACCUUGGAAGGUGAAGAUGAAGAUGGCUGGCAAGCAUCCACACGUCGUUUCGCACUCAAGCAGAUCACACCAAAGUUCUUUGCCACAGCCAAGGUGGUUCCUCAACGCAGCUUGUUCAAUUCUUUGAUUGAUAUUGCAACCAAUGGCGAGCAGAAUGAUGUGCGUGUGACCAAAAAGAUUUUGGCCGACAUUGAUAUCCCUGUCAAGCUUAUUGAGGAACGUCUUGUUGCAUUUUCACGCUCGUUGUCGGACUCGGGUGCAGAGAUGGAGAGCGUCAAACGUGCUCGUAAGACAAAGGAUGCUGCUAAAACGCCUUCGCCUUCCGUUGACUUGUACGAAUUGGUUACUUUGCUUGAGCUUAUCGAAUCAAUCACCAUCAACAACAAUGCCGCAUUGAUCAAGCCAUUGUUUGAUGUGCUUGCCGCCAUGAUCAAUGCCGAUUUACGUGAUGCCCCUGUUUCCCUCGAAUACAUCAGCCAAUUGAUCAUGUCAUCCUUGACCCGUAUCAUCCGCUCCGUCAAGGACCAAAACCUUCAAGUCCAAGAAUCCAUCCUUCGUGUCGAUGUGGUUGUGCAAUGCAUCCGCACUACUGGCAAUCCACAAACGCACAACCAAGCCUUGUUGCUCAUGGCCACCAUUGCAUCCUUGUAUCCAGAGAGCGUUUUGAACAACAUCAUGGCCGUAUUUACAUUCAUGGGCGCCAAUGUGCUUCGCCAGGAUGACAAUUACAGCUUCCAGGUUAUUCAACAAACACUUGAAAAGAUCAUUCCACCUAUGGUUGAAUCAAGCCGUCGUAAGAAUCCCGAUAAUACAGCCAUGGCAUUGCAAGUCAAGCCUAUCAUCAAGGUGUUUGUGGGUGCCUUGUUCCAUAUUCCCAAGCAUCGCCGCUUGCCAUUGUUUACUGUUCUUGUACGCACCAUGGGCGAAGAUGAAUUCCUUUAUGCCAUCAUUUCAUUGUUGCUUGAGAAAUACGCCAAUCGUGUUGAUAAGGAGGAUGAUGAAUCGGUUGCUGUGUUUAGCCAAAUGCUCAGUCAGCAAUUCAGCACCACCACUCAGAUCAAGGCUGUCAACUCUUUGUUGCUUGGUUUACUCGCUCUGCCCAACGACAAGGUUGAAGAUGGUGAUGUGGACAUGCAAGCUGAACAAACCAUCUUUGAUCUCAACGAACACAAUGCCAAGGAAUUGCGUCGAUACAAGUUGCUGGUGAUGAGCUAUGUCGACUUGUUGCUCGGCUCCCGUGGAUUCUUGACCAAGAUCAUGGAUGAACAAGAGAAUAUCAACUUUGACUUGUACCUUGAAACAGUGGAAAUCUUGCUCAAGUUGGUGUCGUACUUUGCAUCCUUCCGUGACGAGUACGGUGUCUCUGAAGGUGCCAAGAUCAGCAUCACCAAGUUUUGGCGUAACAUCCUCAAGGUCGUUUUCGAUGUGCUGGAUAAGGUCAAUGGCUUGUUGCCUUUGGAUGCAUUCGUCAAGGUGGUCACUCAUCUCAUCAAGCAUCAAGAAACAGCUAUUCGUCGCAAGGCCAUGAAUCUCUUUAAUGAACGCAUCAACAUGUUUGAGGUGGCUGAUGAGGAUGAGGAGCAAUUGCUCGUCAACAUGGUCAAGGAAUUCACUGCAGUGAUUGAAAACGAAUCCAACAUGAGCAGCGAAGAGGAUAGUGCCAUCAAUAAGCAAUCGGCCCUCAUGUGCAUCUCGUCAUUAACCAGUAUCUUGGGCAACGUUCAUCCCGCUGCAUUCGUCGACGCAUUGCCUACCAUUUUGGGUGCUCAAUGCUUGCAAUUGGCCAACACUCAAGUCAAGAUCACCAGCUUGUCAUGCUUAGCUGUCAUCAUUCAAGAGACGGGUCCACGUUCGGUGCCUCAUUUGCCCAAGUUUAUGCCAGUUGUACUUGAUAUCUUGGUGAAGAAUGUGCAAGCUGAAAAGCCCAGUCAAAUGUUGCGUCUUGCUGUGAUUGGUAGCAUUGGAACAAUCGUUGCUCAAUUGCCCCAUUUCAUGAGCCCCUAUUUGCCCAAGCUACUUGAUUCAUUGUUAUCACCUUCCAUUCACGAACACGAUGAAAAUGAUAUGCAGCGAACACUUGCUGAGCAAAAGGCAACUGAAGUCUUGACUACCAUGGCCGCUUCCAUUCCUCCUCGUGUGUUGUUGACUCCCGUCUUUGCAUGCUAUGAGACUGUGGUCAAGUAUGGUCGCAAGUCUAUUCUUGCAUUACUCUCAUUGAUUGCCGACAUCAUCCGCAACACCACACGUGAAGUUAUGACAUCCCAUUACAAGCAAUUGUUCAAGUUCUUCUUGUUGGCAUUUGAUAUUCGUCGUCAAAACCACUUUGAUGAUGAUGUGACGGAUGAAUUGGAGGAUGCAACCAUUUCGGUGUUCUUGGAUCUUGUCAUGAAGCUGAAUGAAACCUUGUUCAAGCCCUUAUUCCUUAAGGUGGUCGAUUGGGCACUCAUGGAACUUGCUGAAGCCAAGGCGGAAGAAGGCUAUGAGCAGCGUGUUAUUUUCUUCUACAAGCUUGUGGAUUCCUUGUUGGGACGUCUCAAGUCGAUCUUUGCUCCUUAUUACAACUAUGUCAUUGAUGAUGUGAUCACACGCCUUCAAGCUACCGAGGAGCCUUGCGUGCUUUGGAACCAUAUCAUGUCAUCCUUGUCCAAGUCUUUCUUGUACGACAAUGACAACCUUUGGAACGCCAGCAAGUUUGACAAGAUUUUGGAUCCUGUUAUCAACCAAAUGUCUGUGAUGGGCAGUAAUGAGACACCCGAUCAGUUCAUGACACGUAUGACCACUUAUUUGGUACCAUGCUUGGGUCAAAUGGCCGUAACAGUAUCGAAUGAUACUCUUUGGAAGCCCAUGAACCACAAGGUGCUUAUGAAGACACGCGAAGAUUCUCCCGAAAUUCGUUUGGCAGCACUCAAAUGUCUCGAAGAGUUUUAUGUUCGUCUUGGUGAAGAAUGGCUUUUGUUCCUUGCCGAAAGCAUUUCAUUCUUGGCCGAACUCAUGGAAGACGACGAUCCUCGUGUGGAGAAAUUGGUGCAACAAGUCAAUGCCCAAAUCGAGGUCCAUCUUGGCGAGUCGUUGGACAAGUUCUUUAUCUAA
This is a messenger RNA of Lichtheimia ornata, 6288 nucleotides long. RefSeq lists its product as uncharacterized. Gene Ontology annotation, cellular component: t-UTP complex; small-subunit processome; 90S preribosome. The coding region runs from base 1 to 6288 and encodes 2095 amino acids. Gene Ontology annotation, molecular function: snoRNA binding. Lineage: Eukaryota; Fungi; Mucoromycota; Mucoromycetes; Mucorales; Lichtheimiaceae. The record is from RefSeq and is a predicted model, not a curated record. Gene Ontology annotation, biological process: maturation of SSU-rRNA from tricistronic rRNA transcript (SSU-rRNA, 5.8S rRNA, LSU-rRNA); positive regulation of transcription by RNA polymerase I. The transcript has 9 exons.